AUGGCAAGAACAAAAAGACUAAUAGCCGAAGAAAAUAAUGAGAUCGAAGAAACAAACCAAACCAAAAGGGUUCAAAAGGAAGUCAUAAAAGAGGGAGUCAUGGAAGAGGGAAUCGUGGAAGAGGGAGUAGUGGAAGGGGGAUCUUGUGGGAACGAACAACAAGUUAGAGACCAGGAAAUGACUACCGAACCUUUUACGCCAAAUACUGAACUCCGUGUUAGAGAUCGAGAAAUGACUACCGAACCUUCUAUGCCAAAUGCUGAACUCAAUGACUCUGAUUCAAAUUAUGCAAAUGAAAUUGAAUCAGAUGCCGGUAAAGAAAAGUCUUUUGACAAAGAUCCCGACACCGACACAUCGACCAUGGAAUCACCCGGUAAAGGUAGCCAUCAAUUGCAAAGUAAAGUAACGGUUUCAGAUUUGCUUCAAAUGUCUGAUAGUGAUAUUAGUGACGAUGGCUAUUAUCAAAGAGAUAAUGAAAAACGAACAAAGGCUACGAAACGACAAAGAAAUGAUGACAAUGAAAAUGAUAAGAUUGUUGAGUCAUCUAAAAAAAGAAAUGUUCUAGAAAGGCCGGAUAUAUUAACAACGGCGAUUCAAAUGCGCAAUGCCAUGCAAACUUCUUUAGACUUAUCCACCGCUGCGGUCCUACAGACUGAAUUAAUGGUAGCAUCAAAAAAUAUUGCUAACAAAGUUCCUAUUGAAAACCUGAUUACAAAAAUAUUUAACUACGAACUCUAUAGUAAUGAGGCCGUGGAAAUUAUUUGUUAUUCGAAGCGAGUGUUAACAGACUUUCGCAGUAAAUUAAAUAAAGGAAUAGCCUCAUUAGUAAAUGAAUUUAAAGAUCGAUGA
Molecule: messenger RNA, 849 nt
Organism: Racocetra fulgida
Lineage: Eukaryota; Fungi; Glomeromycota; Glomeromycetes; Diversisporales; Gigasporaceae
Source: the annotation of a GenBank genome assembly